Sinocyclocheilus grahami is the source of this 1974-nucleotide messenger RNA. Its product is annotated as adseverin-like. Gene Ontology annotation, molecular function: actin filament binding; phosphatidylinositol-4,5-bisphosphate binding. The transcript has 14 exons. The record is from RefSeq and is a predicted model, not a curated record. The coding region runs from base 1 to 1695 and encodes 564 amino acids. Gene Ontology annotation, biological process: barbed-end actin filament capping; actin polymerization or depolymerization; actin filament severing. Gene Ontology annotation, cellular component: cytoplasm; actin cytoskeleton. NCBI's taxonomy places the organism in Eukaryota, Metazoa, Chordata, Actinopteri, Cypriniformes, Cyprinidae.
AUGGGUAAACCAUGUGUGAUCUACCAAUGGUGUGGGUCUAAGUGCAACAAGUUUGAGCGCCUCAAAGCUGCACAGGUAGCUACUGGUAUCCGAGACAACGAGAGGAGUGGACGGGCCAAGCUGGUGGUUGUAGAGGAAGGACAGGAGCCUGCAGAGAUGAUGAAGGUUCUCGGUGAGAAGACUGAAAUCCCUGAAGGUGACGAUGAUGAGGAUGUGGUUGCAGACGUGUCAAACAGGAAAAUGGCCAAACUUUACAUGGUAUCAGAUGCAACAGGGAAAAUGGAAGUGUCGCUUGUGUCAGAUGAAAAUCCGUUUAACCAGAGUGACCUGUUGUCUGAGGAAUGCUUCAUUCUGGACCAUGGAAAAAGCAAAAUUAUCUUUGUGUGGAAAGGCCGCAAGGCAAAUCCAGAUGAAAGGAAGGAGGCAAUGAAAACAGCUGAGGGCUUCAUUAAACAGAUGGGAUAUCCUGCCAAUACCCAGAUCCAGGUCCUUCCGGAGGGUGGAGAGACGCACAUUUAUAAGCAGUUCUUUAAAAGCUGGAAAGACAAGGACCAGGCUGAGGGUCUAGGCAGAGUCUUUGUCAUGGAGCGGAUCGCCAAGAUUGAACAAGAACAGUUUGAUGCCUCCAAGCUGCACGAGUCCCAUCAAAUGGCUGCUCAGUACAACAUGGUUGACAACGGCACUGGAAAAACACAGAUUUGGAGGGUGGAGUGUGGUAAUACUACAGGUGAUACCAAGGUUCCCGUUGACCGAGAGACAUACGGCCAAUUCUAUGGAGGAGACUGCUAUAUAAUUUUAUAUACCUACACCAAGGGAGGAAUCAUUUACACCUGGCAAGGUUCCAGCAGCACAUUAGAUGAACUGACAGCUUCAGCCUUUCUCACUGUUGAACUGGACCGUUCGCUGGGAGGACAUGCUGUUCAGGUGCGAGUGACUCAAGGAAAGGAACCACCUCAUUUGCUGAGUCUCUUCAAAGGCAAGCCUCUGAUCGUGUAUCAGAAUGGGACUUCUAGAAAGGGAGGACAGGCACCAGCACCUCCAACACGCCUCUUUCAAGUGCGCAAGAACCUGGGCACCAUUACACGGAUUUAUGAGGUAGAUGCUAAAGCAACAAGUUUGAACAGCAAUGAUGCCUACCUGCUGAAGUUGCCUAAAGGGGAUGGGUAUUUGUGGAAAGGGAAGGGGGCCAGUGAGGAAGAGGAACGAGGGGCGAAAUACAUGAGUGAGAAGCUGAAGUGCAAAAUCAAGCCAAUUACUGAAGAAAAUGAGCCAGUGGACUUCUGGAAAGCUCUGGGUGGAAAGAUGGAGUAUCAGACAUCCGAGAUGUUGGAGAGCAAAACUAUAGCACAUCCUCCCCGCCUGUUCGCCUGCUCCAACAAAACUGGAAAGUUCAUUAUUGAAGAAGUACCUGGUGAGUUUAACCAAGAUGACCUGGCAGAGGAUGAUGUCAUGUUACUGGAUGUCUGGGAUCAAGUGUUUGUGUGGAUUGGAAAGGAUGCCAAUGAGGUGGAGAGGAAUGAGUCAGUAAAAUCCGCAAAUACUUACAUUGAGACAGACCCAUCAGGACGGGACAAGGGGACACCUGUUGUGGUGGUAAAGCAGGGACACGAGCCCCCCACCUUCACCGGCUGGUUCCUGGGGUGGGACGCCUCUCGGUGGGACAGUGACCUCAUGGCAAGAGCAGUGAAAUCGUGAAACCCCUGAAGUCAAUAGACUUGACUGGAAUGAUAAAACAGAAACAUUUUUUUAUUGGACUAUUCCAUUAUAAACGCCUAAAAAUAUGCCAUCAUGUCCAACAUGUAAAGUUACUCAAUAUACAUCAGAUCUUAAAGUUGUGUAUUUCUCUUUGAUUUGUUUGCACAGAUUUAUAUUUCUGCUCUGGAUUCCUGUAAGCAUGAUUUGAAAUCGUACAAUAAAAUAAUCAAUUCACAUUUUCAAAAAUGUCUUGUUUUAGUCAAUGCAGUACACAAGAGC